AUGGAGCCCGAGGAGGCAGAUUUUCGGGGGCCUAGAGGCACGAGUCUGAUGGAGGCACAGGAGUCGGGUGAGAUGAUGGCGAGCAUGGAUGAGGCCAUGUUUGCACUGGAUGGGCUCAAGCUGCGCCAGCCAAUCAGGGUGCAGAGGUCUGCUGCCACGUCACUGGCGUCCAUCUGUUCGGCUGUGGACCGCCGUCGCCUGCUGCGCUCGCAGGGGCUAAUAAAGCAGAUAAUGGAUGCUCUUCUGCUUCUCCCAAUAACGGAUCAUCCUCUCGCUCUGGCUGCUGCAGCUAUUUUCUUCUUUGUCUCCUCUGAUGACGUGGAGAGCGACUUCCCAGACCCCUCCCACGCGCUCAGCUUCCUCCUCGCCCUCCUCGAACACCACAGCGCCCCUGCCCCUCCACCUGCCAGCCCAAGCCCCCGUCCCGCCCCUGCAUCUGCUGCCUCUCGUGGCAAGUCUCCUCCUGCGCGAGCAAGCUUUCCCUGGCGAGAUUGCCCUGUCAAGGGGGGGGAGAGGCGGGAGGCGGAAGCUGCAGCAGCAGCAGAGUCGCUGGUGCUGGCCACGCUGAAGCGGAUCUGCUCCUCUGUGAUCGCCCUCCAAGCGCCAGACAACACGCUGCCGCCCUUCUCCUCCAGUGGGCCCGGGCGGCAUCAGCUCAUGCGCGUGGGGCUAAAGGACGAAAUGCGCCGCCUGGGAGGGCUGCACCUGCUGGCGGCUGUGGCUGCCAGGCACAUGCUGCAAUUCCCCUCUCUCUCCUCGGCCACACUUGAGCCACGUGCAGGCGGCCUUGGAGCGAAAGAAGCAGACAGGGAGGCAUGGGGAGACGCCAAAAGGCGGAGGCUGGGGAGUAAGGAACAUCCUUUUGGUUUCGAAAAGAAGCACCACUUGCAGCAGAAGCACAAACGGAUGGGUGGUACUGCAGCAGCAGCAGCAGCCAGUGAGGGAUUGACACAUAAAGGAAGAAUCUCCACAGGUGUUGAUGUGGCGACAAGCUGUUUGGGGGUGUUGGAGCAUGUCACGUUCAUGAGCCGUGAUAACCAGGAUUAUCUCAUCCGCCUCUCACUGCCCACUGACACUCUGCCUGGAGCAAAGCGAAGAAAGUUGUCCGCCUGCCACACCGCCUCUCCCGCUGCCGCUCCCCUCAUGGCUGCAGCAGCCUCUAGUAGGGCUUUAGAGGAAGGGAAGGGGGCCAGCAGCAGUGAACGGCCGUUUCUUGCUCUCCUGUUGGAGUGCCUGGAAGGGCUAGCUGAGGAGGCGGAGGAUGAGGAGAAAGAGGGAGAAGUGGAAGAAAACGGAAAAGAAGGGGGGUUGAGAAAUUUCAAGGCUUACAGUGGUGCUGGUGCUGUUGUCCUGGGGGAGGCGGUAGAGGAGGAGCAGGAGAGUUCUGAUGAUGGAUCCGAGGAAUCUGGAUUGAGUGGCAGGGAAAGGCACAGACGAGCGAGCGGUGCAGUUGAGGGCGGUUCAGGGGUGAGAGAGAGCGGUGAUGGAGGGUUGGGCAUGGGUGAGGGCGUGGGGAAGGAUCCAUAUGAGUUUUUGAUGGACUCACAGGUGGAGGAGCUAUUAGUGGGGGAGGAGCUGAUGAUGGGGGAGGAAUGGGGGGGGAUGAGGGGAGGAGAGGGGUGCGGGGAGGAGCGGGGUGGUGUGUGUGGGUCGGGGAUAAGGCUGGGGGAGGAGGUGGAGGGAGAGAGCAGUGGGGGUGGUGAUGAGGGCGGUGGGCUGUGCAGGCAGGGGAAGAAGGUAGGACAUGGGAGGGAACAGAACGGGAGGGAUGGCGAUGGGGAUGGGGAGGGCGGUGGCACUUGCAAGGAGAGGCUGUCAGUGCGGUCGAGGGCAGGGCGACGGUUUGUGCUGGCAGCAUGCAAGGUGCUCAUGAACGUCACCAACCACAGUGCAGAGGGGUGCAGAGCGGUGGCAGGGGCGCACGGGAUUGCUGUGGUGGCGUCUCUGGCUGCAGCGUGCUUCUCUGACCGCUGCUGGCAGCACGCCCUCGCUUCUGCAGGAGAGCAGACAGAAAAGGAGGGAGUAGUGAGCAGGGAAGGCGGGCGUUGGGAGGGCGAUAGUGAUGUGCUGGUGGUGCUGCUGGGUCUGAUAGUCAACCUCGUGGAAGCUGAUAGUGAUGCCAGGUCCCUUCUGGCAGCAGCCACUUGCACGAGGCAAAAGCAGAGCCGGCUGCGAUCGAAGCAGCACAAGCGCCGUGGAUACACUACCCAUCAGCAGAGGCUUCAUGCGACCAGCACCACCAGCAGCGGGAGGCGAGGCGAGGAGGAGGCAGGGAGGGAAGAGGAGAGCGUGUCUAUGGUGUCACUCCUUGACGCGGAAAGGACCGCAGUGGCGGGAGGGAGUGGGGGUGCGGAAGAGAUGGGAAUGGCGGAGCAGAGGCGACAGGCGGAGCGGGAAGUGGAGGAGCUGCAGAGAAGCGUGCUGGGGCAGGGAGAUAUGGUGCUGCAGGGGGAGACGAUGGGAGAGGGGGUGGGGACAGGAAAAGAGAUGGGGGAGGAGAUGGGUUCGGGCGAGAUGGUGAUGUCGAUGAUGGUGGAGGGGGCAGUGGAGGCGGAACAGCUCAUCAUGGAGUCACAUGCUGCUCUGGUGCUGGGGCUGCUGGCGCAACACAGGUGUGUGUGUGCGUGUGGUGUCAUGCUGGUGUGUGCAAUCAUCAUGUGA
Closterium sp. Yama58-4 is the source of this 2661-nucleotide messenger RNA. NCBI's taxonomy places the organism in Eukaryota, Viridiplantae, Streptophyta, Zygnematophyceae, Desmidiales, Closteriaceae. The record is from the annotation of a GenBank genome assembly.